Messenger RNA from Labrus bergylta (ballan wrasse), 1619 nucleotides. It is a transcript of the gene fsd1l, whose product is annotated as fibronectin type III and SPRY domain containing 1-like. The record is from RefSeq and is a predicted model, not a curated record. NCBI's taxonomy places the organism in Eukaryota, Metazoa, Chordata, Actinopteri, Labriformes, Labridae. Gene Ontology annotation, molecular function: protein binding.
CUCCGUCCCCCACCUCUCUCUCUCUCUCUUUCUCUCUCUCUCUCUCUCUCUCUCUCUCUCUCUCGCUCUCUCUCUCGUGAUGGACACUCAGAAGGAAGCUCUGUCCAGGAUCAUCUGCACUCUAGCCAAUAAGAAUGAGGAGCUGCAAAACUUCCUGGACACAGUUGACAACACGCUGACAGGACUACAGGAGGAAUCAUGUAAGGUAUUGUCUGAGCUGGAGGCGGAGCUUGAACAGCUCAGUUCUGCUCUAGACUGGAAGGGGGCGGAGCUUCGUGGAAUUAUUAAAGAGGAAAAGCAAAGGAAAGAGGCAGAGCUUCAGAAGCAGCUGUCGGAGGGCAAGUUCGCUCUGUUGUCUUGUGAAGAACUUCUUGAGUUUGCAAAUCAAACUCUGAACAUCAGUGACGAAGAAGAAUUCCUGAAGGCUGCGAAACAGAUCAAAGAAAGGGUUACAAUGGCCCCAGCCUUUCGGCUAACGACUCGACCGGCCGUGUCUGAGAACAUGGCACAGUUUACAGUUGACUUCAGCACAGAGAGGUUGGGGCUUCAGCGGCUUCAUUUCCUGCCAGUUCCAAGAGCUCCAGAGAUCGACGUCGCCAACUGUGUUGUCUGUGACAACACCAUCUCUGUUGCCUGGCAACCGGCUGGGGAUGCUGACAGCGACAGUGGAAGAAUUGAACGCUAUGAAGUCGAAUACCGAAAAACAAACCGCGACUCCUCGCUGAGAGCAGCAGGAGAGGCAUGCUGGGAAAAAAUCCAUGACAUCAGAGAGACAAAGGUCACGAUCUCAGGUCUGAAGUUUGACUCCUACUUUGUUGUUGUUCGAGUUCGAGCAAAAAACAAGACUGCUGCUGGCGAGUUCUCAGAGCCGGUUGCCAUAGAAACCAGAGCAUAUAAUUUUGGCUUUGAUGCAGCGACGGCUCACGCUGAGCUGAAGAUCACAGGUGAUACUGUAACCUGGGAGCCACAGGGGGUCAAGGGUCAUGACCCCCGCCUGAGAAGCAAAGACAAUAAAAACAGCAGCAGAAGCGCGACACCUUCGCCCAAUAAGACGACAGGAGGUCGAGGAGGACGCGACCGAUUUGCCGGAGAGUCGUACACAGUGCUGGGUGACCUUGAGAUGACAGGCGGCCUUCACUACUGGGAGCUCCGCCCCCUGGCUGACUGGAAAUCAUUCAGUGUGGGCGUGGCCUAUAGGCUAAGCCUGGGCCGAUACGACCAAUUAGGAAAGAGUGCUGGUUCGUGGUGUCUCCAUGCCAGCCAAUGGCUGCAGAGCUCUCUCGCUGCAAAGCACAACAACCGAGCCAAGGCGCUUGAUUGGCCGCUGCCUCAACGAAUCGGAAUCUACUGUGACUAUGAUAAUGGUGAGCUAGCAUUCGUUGACGUCGACCGACUUCAGCUUCUUCACUCCUUCAAAACAAGGUUUAGCCAGCCGCUUGUCCCCGCCUUCACCGUCUGGUGUGGUGGCAUCACCGUGGUCACAGGCAUGCAGGUUCCGAGCUUCAUGGGUAAUUUUCUUUCCACCAAUCGGAGCCUCAGUAAUCUUUCACAGUAAAACAAAGUUUCCCAAUCAAAUUAAUUUAAUUCUUACAAUCUUAUAAUUUAUUUAUUUAAUUUAU